This is a messenger RNA of Musca domestica (house fly), 496 nucleotides long. RefSeq names its product tryptase-2-like. Gene Ontology annotation, molecular function: serine-type endopeptidase activity. Lineage: Eukaryota; Metazoa; Arthropoda; Insecta; Diptera; Muscidae. Bases 127 to 471 code for a protein of 114 amino acids. The transcript is spliced from 2 exons. The record is from RefSeq and is a predicted model, not a curated record. Gene Ontology annotation, biological process: proteolysis.
AAGCAUUCGCAAUUCUAUCCAUUACAAGGUCAUGAUAUUGCCUUGGUGAAAUUGGCGAAACCCUUAAUUCUAGAGGAGGGUAAUAUUCAAAAAAUCAAAUAUGGAGCUAAUAAUGAAAUAGAGGAGAUGGGCUAUGUUAUUGGUUCCAGUGAUAAUGAGAAUCGAAGAGAAGGAGUUGGAGAUAAUUUCGCCUUGAAAAUCAUACCGCAUCGCGUCAUAAGCAAUGAGAUGUGUCGCCAAAGAAAAUUUAGUUUUCUUACUUCAAUGGAACUGUGUGCCGUAGCCCAAGGAUCGAUGGGACCAUGUGAGGGUGAUUCCGGUAGUCCUUUGCUCAACUCAGAGAUGAACCUGCAGUUUGGAAUUUUGUCCUACAGUCGAUCAACCUGCAAGCCAAAUAGGAUUUAUGUCUUUACCCGUAUCGAGCCAUUUCUGGAAUGGAUUAACAGAACCAUGACUAAACUUCUAAGCUAAGAUGACGGAUUCAAAUUCAAAGAGA